CUGUGAAUGAAGCUCAAGUCUGAACUCCUGGGAGGAUGCUGGUUUUUUUUAACUGGCUCUUGGGGUGAUGGUGUGUGGUUGUGCAAAGCCUGGAACAGUGGGGGCAUUAGGACCAGGAGCCAGACGCAUGUUUGGCUCCCGUUGUGUCUGGCAGAGGGUUUGUGCAGAGCUGGAGCUAUGUGUGAAAGGAAAUCGGGCAGUGCCUGCCGGCUUUACAUCUGUUGAUCUGACCUGACUCAAGUCGUCCAAAGGAGGGUGUCUGUCAUCCUGGCUUGACUGAAUCCCCAGCAACUCGCCCCAGACAUCCCAUAGAACCUGACCAUUCAUGCAGAGAGGGGAAGAAACAUGGGACUAGCCACCAGAACAGAAUGGACAAGAGCAGGGUGAGAGGGGAGCAAGCAACACCACCGACUGACUGGAGACCCUUUUCAGAAGACAAUUAACAAAAUCCAGAGAGGACCCGGGGUGCCCCCGGGCUCCUGUGGUUUUCGGAUUCCAAGGGAAGUGGAUCUUACAAAUGCUGUUGGCAAAUGUCAGAUGGGAUAAAACGAGCAGGUGACUGGCAAAAAGCCUCUCAGCUGGAAUGAACAGCCCAGGUUCAAUGACAAGCUUGAAGGAUCUUGGAGUACAACGAGGAAGCAGACCUGAUCAGGACCUGUUGCUUUGGGCAAGCGGCUGCGACAUGCUCCUAAGGAAGCGGCCCAGGAACGGCUGUUGCAGGCUUCAGUUCCUCCUGCUCUUCCUGACACUGGGAUGUGUCCUGAUGAUGGUGACCAUGUUGCAUCCUCCCCCACCCACCCUGCACCAGGCUGUCACAGCCCAGACUGGCAAACACAGUUCUGACACUGGGUAUCCCCUGGUCUUUGGGGACUCCCAGGAAUGGGUUCUGGAGGCUGAGGAUGAGAGUGAGGAGUACAGCUUCUUGGAUGGUCUUCCGCCCUUUAUCUCCCUGCAAGAGGAUCAAUUGCUGGUGGCUGUGGCCUCACCCAGGGCUAGGAGGAAUCAGAGCCAGGGCAGGAGACGAGGCAGCUACCAGUUCAUCAAACACCUGAGCAGGAGGCAGGAUGAGGAAGCCCCUGAGAGGGAUUGGAGGUCUGAGGAGGAUGGGGAGGAAUCAGAAGAGGCACUGACCCCACUCAGCAUGAACUCAGAUGACCUCAACAUGGCACUCAGUGCCCGCCUGCCCCUGAGGAGAGUCCUGCCUGAGAUGCGGCACCCAAUGUGUCUGCAGCAGCAUCCUGCAAGUGGCCUGCCUACAGCCAGCGUCAUCCUCUGCUUCCAUGACGAGGCCUGGCCCACGCUCUUGAGAACUGUGCACAGCAUCCUGGACACAGCACCCAGGGCCUUGCUGCAGGAGAUCAUCCUUGUAGAUGACCUCAGCCAGCAAGAACAGCUGAAGUCUGCUCUCAGUGACUAUGUGGCCAGGCUGGAGACCGUGAAGUUGCUCAGGAGCAACAAGAGGCUUGGCACCAUCGGGGCCCGGAUGCUGGGGGCCACCAGGGCCACAGGGGACGUGCUGGUCUUCAUGGAUGCCCACUGUGAGUGCCACCCUGGAUGGCUGGAGCCCCUCCUCAGCAGAAUAGCUGAUGACAGGAGCCGAGUGGUGUCUCCAGUCAUAGACGUGAUUGACUGGAAGACACUUCAGUACUCUCCAGUCAAGGAGCCGCAGCGAGGGGUGCUGGACUGGAAGUUGGAUUUCCGAUGGGAGCCCCUGGGGGAGCAGGAGCAGAAGGGCCGCCCAUCCCCCAUCAGCCCUAUCAGGAGCCCUGUGGUACCCGGAGAGGUGGUGGCCGUGGACAGACAUUACUUCCAAAACACCGGAGCUUAUGAUCCUCUCAUGUCACUACAGGGUAGUGAAAAUCUUGAGAUGUCCUUCAAGGCCUGGCUUUGUGGUGGCUCCGUUGAAAUCCUUCCCUGCUCUCGAGUGGGACACAUCUACCAAAGCCAAGAUGCCAGCUCCAGGACUGACCCUGAGGUCAUUCUGAGGAACAAGGUCCGAAUUGCUGAGACCUGGCUGGGGUCCUUCAAAGAAACCUUCUACAGGCACAUCCCAGAGGCCUUUGCCCAGAGCAAGGUUGCGAAGCCAGACUGCACAGAACGCCUGAAGCUGCAAAGGAGGCUGGGUUGUCGGACGUUCCACUGGUUUCUGGCCAAUGUCUACCCUGAGCUGUAUCCAUCUGAGCACAGACCCAGGUUCUCUGGAAAGCUCCACAACACUGGACUUGGCUUCUGUGCAGACUGCCAAGCAGAAGGGGACAUCCUGGGCUGCCCCAUGACAUUGGCCCCUUGCAGUAACAACCGGCAGCAACAGAACCUGCAGCACACCAGCAGGAAGGAGAUUCUCUUUGGCAGCCCACAGCGGUUGUGCUUCGACAUCAGAGGAGAACAGGUGAUUCUGCAGAACUGCACAGAGGAAGGCCCUACCAUCCAUCAACAGCACUGGGAACUCCAGGAGGAUGGAAUGAUCAUCCACAUUCUUUCUGGGAAAUGCAUGGACGCUGGGGUUGAACCAGACAAUAUGGAUCUGCACUUGAGUCAAUGUGAUGGUAGAAGCAGCCAGCUGUGGCGAUUUGACCAGGUCCACCCUGUGGAUGAACGAUGAGUAACAGUAAUGAAGAGCAAGACAAACACUGAGCAUCACCUUUCUGCUCCUGUGUGUCCCGAGCCAGUCCCCUGCGCCUGGGCUUCUGGUGUAGGAGAGAAGAAAGUGCCAUAAAAGAAAGCAUAGAAAAUCUCUCCAUGUACCUUAUGGCAUUGAUUGUUGGCUGUUAUUUAGAAAGAAAAGCAAUGGCUUCAUUGUCUUCAUCACCAGACAUAAUUGUCAUGAAGUAAUGCAGAGUCUUUUCUUUCCCUACUGAGCAUUAACACUUGCUUUUAUCCCUGACUGGGGAAAGAGGCAUAGGCAUUGUCUGACAGCACUUUCAGGAGACAUCAAAUGCAAUAGAUAAAGUUCUUCAAUCUCACUCAGCACUUACUCGGAUGCUGUAUGUGUCCAGUCAUGAAAGUUAGAGCACAGUGUAUUUAAUGGCCUGGCAGUCCCAACAUUUUGAUUAGGCUUGCUAGAAUAUGUUUUGUAUUCAUUCAUUGAACCCUAGCUCAACAGGAAGCAGAAGGGAAUGGGGUGGGGAUGGGAAGAAGAAGGAGGAAGAGAGAUUUGUCCCCACUCUUCAGCUCAGGUUGGCCCACAGAAGAGUCAAACGGACCUAGGUAAGAUGUUUUCAUCUUCAGGCUAGUUCUCUUGAAACUCUCUACCUCCAUUCACCUGCUCUAGCCUUCUCUGGCUUAGUUACCCACAAGCAGAUUUCCUCUCAAUGUAGCCCUUCUUCAGUCACUAGUUCUGGAAGGAUCAACACAUCUGCGCAUUCUCAUGAACAAAGAUAUCAGGGUAGAUAAACUCUCGUAAUGCCCUACUAGGAGAGCUGUGCUGGCUUGACAAGAUAUAACAACGUUUGAAAAGGGGCAACCCUCUCUUGAGGGGAAUGCCAGCAUCAGAGCCCAAAUCCUUACAAAGCAAAAUAGAUUUGGUUAUUAAAUGUUUCUAAUGCUUACCAGGGCCAUCUAUGAACCCACAAAGAUUGUCAGGGGCCCCCUAAAUUUGGCUUCCGGUUAAACGCUCACAGUUGAGGGAAAUCCGCCUCAAGCAGAGCAGAACUAAGGCACAGCCACAAGGGCUGCUGAGUGAGUUAGGAUGUGGUUGAGGAAAAAACAAAAAAAACAUUCUUGCUCAUUUCUCUCUGGAUGGAAUUAGCUCUCUAUAUGGUAAACUUAGAAACUUUGCAUUAAAGAUGCCUUUGAUCUUUGGGCUAUUGUUUUAAAUAAGAACUGGGGAAUAAGUUUGUGUUCCUAAAACAUCCGACAUAAUAUGUACUCCUUCUCCAACUUCCAUGUCAAUGCCCACUGUGUUUCUCCCGCCUUAGAAUCGCUCUAGACUAACGCUAUCCAAUAUGAUGACCACAAACCCAGUGUGGCCAUUUUGAUGGAAAUUCACUACAAUUCAGGAAAUUUUCAAACUGUUCCUUGAUUAUACUGGCUACAUUUCAAGAGUUCAGUAGUCACCUGUGGCUAAUGGCUACCGAACCUGAUAACACAGUUCUGAAAUAUCCCACCGACACAAACAGUAUUACUGAAUAGCACUAGCUAGACCCAUUCCUGUGUAGGGAAGAGAUUUUAGCCGCCAUCUUCUUACUUCAGAUCUGUCUGUAUUUAAAACAAAUUCUUCUAACAUGUUGAGGCAGGGACGGAUCUUAAAAUUUUCAAAUGACCACCUUGUAAAGGGCAGUAAUGAUUGAAGAACAAACAUUUUUAAAGAUCUCUAUUCUGAAAUGAACUCUGUUAUUAGCAUUGUGAGUAUUUGAAGCUGUUGGGAUAAAUUAAUAUAGUUAAACAAAAGACUAGAUUUUGUUGUGUGAGUUGUACUUCAUGGUGAUUAACAAAAGGACCCAGAUGGCUUAUUGGUUAAUUGUUCUAACAAAAAAGAAUGUGGUAUUUCUUGCUUCUUUUACUAUCCCCAUGAUUCAUUAUUUUAUUACAGGAAUGGUUGUCAACUCAGUCCCUGGCUGGUACUUACAGAACCUUAAUUUAAACAAAGCAGACAUGUGGUGAUAUAUUGUGUCCCCCAAUAUAUUGUGCACCCUAAUAAAGCUUAUCUGAAGAUCAGAGGAAAAAGCCAGCCACUAUAGUAAACAUAGAAGUCAGGCAAUGGCAGCACACACCUUUAAUCCUAGCAUUCAGGAGGCAGAGAUCCAUUCUGGUCUUUGUGAGUUCAAGGCCACACUGGGAACAGAGCCAGGCGUGGUGGCACAUGCCUUUAAUCCAAGCACUAACCAUAGAGGUCUGGAGGUCUGUACAGACAGACAGACAGGAAGUGAUGUAGCUGGGCAGAGAGAAGUGAGACGGCGGGACAGAAACGCAUAUAGGCGUGGGUAUACAGGAAGUAGGUCUCUUUGGAAGCUGAGGAGUUAGUGAGGUGAGGUUGGCUGUGGCUUGGCCUGUUCCUCUGAUCUCUCAGUUCUUCACCCCAA
Messenger RNA from Peromyscus californicus insignis, 5021 nucleotides. RefSeq names its product polypeptide N-acetylgalactosaminyltransferase 15 (gene Galnt15). The record is from RefSeq and is a predicted model, not a curated record. NCBI's taxonomy places the organism in Eukaryota, Metazoa, Chordata, Mammalia, Rodentia, Cricetidae. The transcript has 10 exons. The coding region runs from base 584 to 2602 and encodes 672 amino acids. Gene Ontology annotation, cellular component: Golgi apparatus.